CUGGUUUGGAUUGAGUCACCAACAAAUCCACUCAUAAAAGUAGCGGACAUCGAAGCGAUUGCAAAAAUAUGCCAUCAGGCCGGAGAUAUAAUUGUAGCGGUAGACAAUACAUUUCUUACCUCAUACUUUCAAAGACCUCUCGAUUUGGGGGCGGACCUAGUUUGCUAUUCAUUAACAAAAUAUAUGAAUGGACAUACGGAUGUUGUUAUGGGCGGAAUAACAAUGAACUCUGAUGAUCUAUAUAAUAGAUUAAAAUUUUUACAAAACGCGGUUGGUAUCGUUCCAUCUCCGUUUGAUUGCUAUCAAGUUAAUCGUAGUCUGAAAACAUUAUCAUUGCGCAUGCAAAAGCAUCAGCAAAAUGCACUCGAGAUUGCAAAAUUUCUUGAAUCGCAUAAUUUUGUUGAAAAAGUUCUCCAUCCAGCACUGCAAUCCCAUCCCCAUCAUGCUAUUGCUCUUAAACAAACAUAUGGCUACAGUGGAGUGUUUUCCUUUUAUAUAAAAGGAUCCCUAAAGCAUUCCACAGCAUUUUUAAAAGCCCUAAAAGUGUUCACAUUGGCCGAGAGUCUUGGAGGAUAUGAGAGUUUGGCUGAACUACCAUCUAUCAUGACACACGCCUCUGUUCCUUUUGAAGACCGAAAAGCGUUGGGUAUUACUGAUGCUCUUAUUCGUUUGUCCGUCGGACUAGAGGACUCGGAUGAUUUAAUAAAUGAUCUUCGUUGUGCCUUGGAUAUAUCAGCCAAAGUUGAAACCUAAAAAAAAAAAAAAUUUACGUG
This is a messenger RNA of Drosophila navojoa, 773 nucleotides long. Its product is annotated as cystathionine gamma-lyase-like. Gene Ontology annotation, molecular function: cystathionine gamma-lyase activity; pyridoxal phosphate binding. The record is from RefSeq and is a predicted model, not a curated record. Gene Ontology annotation, cellular component: cytoplasm. NCBI's taxonomy places the organism in Eukaryota, Metazoa, Arthropoda, Insecta, Diptera, Drosophilidae. Gene Ontology annotation, biological process: transsulfuration.